Sclerotinia trifoliorum is the source of this 1503-nucleotide messenger RNA. The record is from the annotation of a GenBank genome assembly. Lineage: Eukaryota; Fungi; Ascomycota; Leotiomycetes; Helotiales; Sclerotiniaceae.
AUCAAUUUAAGAUGUGCCGAGAAACCAUCGCGGUGCAGCUGACUUUGAUUGUUGAGCACUUGUGUACGGAGACUGGCUGCGCACAAGUUUCGCCCACAGAUCUCACCCCGCGUUGCUGGAGCAGGCAGCUUCUGAAAUAAUAUAAUAUCUUUCCCUAUCACCCUCCGAGUAAAUCUUUUUUUACGUUCCGCCAUUCCCCUCCGUCUCCCCUUCAUACCACAACGUUCAUCAAUUGCAAUAAUUCACCUCACUAUGCUGGGGAAAAUCACUAUCGAGGACCACUUCAACCUUCCUGAGUUCGCCGAAAAAGCUAAAUGGUGGGCCGGACUCUUCGCAGUAGACGCAGAUAAACAUGUCCGAGAAAUCAGCGAUGUGAAAAACAUACGUCUCGAAUAUGCCGAUAAACAUGGCGUCGGUUUCCACAUACUCAGCUACACUGCACCCGGAAUCCAAGAUAUUGCCGAUCCGGCUGAAGCCCUUCGUGUCGCUGCUCUGACUAAUGAUUACAUUCACGACCAGAUUAAAGACUACCCUGAUCGUUAUGGAUCUUUUGCCGCACUACCCAUGCACGAUCCCGCUGUUGCGGCAAAAGAGCUGAGGAGAUGUGUAACCGGAUUGGGAUUUAAAGGGGCGCUGGUAAAUGAUAAUCAAAUCGCUAGUGAUGGAGAAUCAAUAAUUUUCUACGAUCAACCGGAAUGGGAUAUUUUCUGGCAAGAAUGUGUGGAUUUGGAUGUUCCUUUUUAUUUGCACCCCAAACAGCCUACGGGCAAGGUGUUUGAUACUCUCUGGGCCGAUCGAAAGUGGUUGAUUGGACCUCCCUUGAGUUUUGCGAAUAAUGUUUCGUUACAUUUGAUGGGGAUGGUGGUGAAUGGAGUGUUUGAUCGCAAUCCGAAAUUGAAAGUUAUCGUUGGACAUUUGGGCGAACAUAUCCCGUUUGAUUUGUGGCGCAUCAAUCACUGGUUUGAGGAUAUCAAGAAACCAUUGGGAAUGCCAAUCAAGAAGAGUAUUUACGAUUAUUUCAGGGAGAAUAUUUGGAUUACUACUAGUGGACACUUUUCAACGUCGACGUUGAAAUAUUGCAUUGAGGAGUUGGGGUCGGAUCACAUCAUGUUCUCCACGGAUUAUCCGUUUGAGUGCUAUGAGGAUGCGUGUACUUGGUUUGAUGGGCUGGAUUUGAGCCCCAAGGUUAAGAUGGAUAUUGGAAGGGAUAAUGCUAAACAGCUUUUCAAGCUUGAUGGUUUCAAGGAUCAAAAUGAGGAGAUAUAAUUUACAGAGUAUGUCUCGACAGGGAGGAGCAUGGGGGGCUUUUUGUUUUCUAGUGGUAACAACGGACGCGUAUUAUCUUAUGAGAGCAACUUGCUAGUUUUCAUGGAGAUUGACAAUACAAGUGAUGGUCAGAUCUCACUUGAAAUAAUGUGAGAUUACAUUAUAUCUAUCCUCGCCCUCCACACUUUGUUCCGCCGUCGUAUCAGUAACAAAAAUCACGUGCAGACCGCAGACGUC